Diabrotica virgifera virgifera (western corn rootworm) is the source of this 6520-nucleotide messenger RNA. RefSeq names its product 2-oxoglutarate dehydrogenase complex component E1 (gene Nc73EF). The record is from RefSeq and is a predicted model, not a curated record. Bases 179 to 3376 code for a protein of 1065 amino acids. The transcript has 17 exons. NCBI's taxonomy places the organism in Eukaryota, Metazoa, Arthropoda, Insecta, Coleoptera, Chrysomelidae. Gene Ontology annotation, cellular component: mitochondrion; oxoglutarate dehydrogenase complex. Gene Ontology annotation, molecular function: thiamine pyrophosphate binding; oxoglutarate dehydrogenase (succinyl-transferring) activity. Gene Ontology annotation, biological process: tricarboxylic acid cycle.
AAACGUAUAUUGUCACUGUCAUUUGUUAAUCAAGGUCAAGUUUUUAGUCAGCCACAAAUUCAUAAAUCAAUCCAAAUCCAAAAUCAUUCUAGAUCGAAAGGGGAUAGCAGUGGCUAGUUUUGUGGUGCUAUAGUGAUUUAACAUCAUAAUUUAAAAGAAAAAAAAGUAAAAAAGAAACAUGCAUCGAACACUAAGCACCAUGGCUGGUCCAACCGGCCAAAAAUUUGCAACUUGGUUAUUAGCAAAAAACGUACCCUGUAUAACGAAUUCACCAACUAGAAGUUACAACGUUCCUGCAGCUUCUGAACCGUUCUUAAACGGAAGCUCCGGCCAGUAUGUGGAAGAUAUGUACAAUGCUUGGUUGGUCGACCCCUCCAGUGUCCAUGCGUCCUGGGAUUCAUUUUUUCGAAAUUCUUCUCAAGGAGGCGCCGGGUACCAAGCACCACCGUCUUUAGCACCUUUAGGAAAGAAUGAGCUACCAGUCACCUCAUUUUUGCCAGCCUUGGCCGGAUCCACCGGUCUUGGAGCCGCACCGAUCAGCGAAAAGGUCAUCGACGACCACUUGGCGGUUCAGGCUAUCAUCAGAAGUUACCAAAUUCGAGGACAUCACAUAGCUAAGUUGGAUCCCCUUGGUAUUAACAGCGCAGAUCUGGACGAUCAGACGCCACAAGAGUUGGUGUACAAAAACUACAACUUUGGCAAUCAGUCGAGAACGUACAGCGAAGAGUUGAGAAGACAGGUCCAGCAACUUAUGCAAAAGGAAACCGAUAUGGAUCGAGUAUUUAAAUUGCCAUCAACGACAUUUAUCGGUGGAAAAGAGAAAUCCUUGCCUUUGAGAGAAAUAUUGAGACGACUAGAGUUAACCUACUGCAGACAUAUAGGUGUUGAAUUCAUGUUCAUCAACAGUUUGGAGCAGUGCAACUGGAUCCGACAGCGACUAGAGACUCCUGGCGUUACAGAUCUGACACCCGAAAAUAAACGACUCAUUUUGGCAAGGUUGACGAGAGCUCAUGGAUUCGAAUCGUUCUUGGCAAGAAAGUACUCUUCCGAAAAACGUUUCGGACUGGAGGGGUGCGAAAUCCUCAUACCUGCAAUGAAAACUGUGAUAGAUAAGUCAACAGACUUAGGUGUAGAAAGUAUAGUUAUGGGUAUGCCCCACAGGGGUCGUCUUAAUGUAUUAGCUAACGUUUGCCGCAAACCCUUGCAUCAACUGUUUACCCAAUUCGCUGGCUUGCAAUCUGCCGAUGAUGGUUCUGGUGAUGUCAAAUACCACUUGGGCACAUACAUUGAAAGAUUGAACCGUGUCACAAACAAAAAUAUAAGACUGGCUGUAGUAGCAAACCCCUCUCAUUUGGAAACUGUCGAUCCUGUUGCCCAAGGAAAAACUAGAGCCGAACAGUUCUACAGAGGCGACGGAGAAGGCAAAAAGGUUAUGUCCAUACUCUUACACGGUGAUGCUGCAUUCUCUGGCCAAGGUGUUGUAUUCGAAACUAUGCACUUGUCAGAACUACCAGAUUACACAACUCACGGCACCGUCCAUAUUGUUGUUAACAAUCAAAUUGGUUUCACCACUGAUCCUCGUUUCUCCAGAUCUUCACCAUAUUGUACAGAUGUUGCUCGUGUAGUUAACGCACCAAUAUUCCACGUCAACGCAGACGAUCCAGAAAGUGUUAUUCACGUAUGUAACAUCGCUGCAGAAUGGAGAGCAACUUUCCAUAAAGACGUCAUCAUCGAUUUGGUAUGCUAUCGUAGGAAUGGACAUAACGAAAUUGACGAGCCGAUGUUCACACAGCCCCUUAUGUACAGAAAGAUCAAACAGACCAAACCCUGCAUAGAUAAAUACGCUGAACAACUAAUCACCGAAGGAAUUGUUAACGAAGACGAAGUGAAGUCUGUUAAAGCGAAAUACGACAAAAUCUGCGAUGAAGCUUUCGAAAGAGCUCAACAAGAAACCCAUAUCAAAUACAAGGAUUGGAUCGACAGUCCCUGGUCAGGUUUCUUUGAAGGAAAAGACCCCUUGAAAGUCAACCCCACCGGAGUUAACGAAGACACCUUGGUACAUAUUGGAAAACGAUUUUCUGCUCCACCACCAAACGCUACUGAAUUCAUUAUCCACAAAGGUAUUGAACGUAUUCUCAAAUCCAGAAUGGAAAUGGUUGAAAAUAGAAUUGCUGAUUGGGCUCUUGGUGAAGCCAUGGCUUUCGGUUCCUUGUUGAAGGAAGGUAUCCACGUUAGAUUGUCUGGUCAAGACGUUGAGAGAGGCACUUUCUCACACAGACAUCACGUUCUGCAUCAUCAAACUGUUGAUAAGGCUACAUACCGCCCAUUGUGCAACUUAUAUCCUGAUCAAGCACCUUACACAGUCUGCAACAGCUCCCUCUCUGAAUAUGGUGUACUCGGUUUUGAACUCGGCUAUUCUAUGACCAAUCCCAACGCUCUAGUGAUAUGGGAAGCUCAAUUUGGAGAUUUCUGCAAUACCGCUCAAUGUAUUGUUGACCAGAUGUUGUCUAGCGGACAAGCUAAGUGGGUACGUCAAACCGGUUUGGUUAUGUUGUUGCCUCACGGAAUGGAAGGUCAAGGUCCUGAACACUCCAGCGCUCGUUUGGAACGUUUCUUGCAAAUGUCCUCAGACGACCCCGACUACUUCCCACCUGAAAGCGACGACUUUGCCGUUCGUCAACUUCACGAUAUCAACUGGAUCGUCGCCAACUGCACUACACCGGCCAAUCUCUUCCACAUCCUCAGAAGACAAAUAGCUUUGCCUUUCAGAAAACCCUUGAUCAUCAUGACCCCCAAGAGCUUGUUACGUCAUCCUGAAGCUAGGAGCUCGUUCGAUGACAUGAACGAAGGAACAGAAUUCCAGAGAAUUAUUCCCGAGAGCGGACCUGCAUCAAAGAACCCAGAAGGUGUCGAAAGAUUGCUGUUCUGUACCGGAAAAGUGUACUUUGAUGUCUUGAAAGCCAUCAAAGAGAAGGGAUUGGAGAGUAAGAUCGCUAUGACACGUGUUGAACAACUUACUCCUUUCCCAUUCGAUUUAUUGAAGCAAGAAUGUGCUAAAUAUCCAAAUGCUCAGAUUUCUUGGCUGCAAGAAGAACACAAGAACCAAGGAGCCUGGAAUUAUGUCCAACCAAGAUUCGAGACCACUUUGUCUGGACAAAGAGCUAUUAAUGAGGAACAGGGCGAUUCGGGUUGGUUUGGUAAACUGUUUGGAGGAAAAAAACAGGUGAAACCUGAACCGCAAGAAAGUAUCGAACAACCCGAUACGAGGGUGAUAAGCUACGUCGGCAGACCCUGCGCCGCCAGUACCGCAACCGGUAGCAAAAACGCGCAUUUGAAAGAAGUUGCCCAACUACUAGCAGACGCUACAAGACUGUAAACAGCAAGGUUUUCUAAAGAACUUGUUCACAAAGUAUUAGAUCUACGACACUAUCCUACGAGUUUCUUGUAAUCAAAAUGAUUGUAGAUGACUUGAAAAUUUUUGAAACAAUAUUUUACCUAAAGAAAUGCACUGUUUUGCGAAGAGUUGUCAGAUAUCUUUGACACUUAAAUAUGCUGUGUUUUUUUAUUUAUUGAAGGGGUGAAAACAGUUGGUAGGAUUAUAAUGGCGCCCGUAAAUAUAAUGAAUUUUUCAGUCUUAUAAUAAUAUGUCUGAGUAUAUUUUUCUAAUAGAUUAUUGUUGUACUUAAACUUAUGGGACUAUUAGAUAUUUUUAUUAUUUGUUUGCUAAAAUUAAAAUCUUUAGAAGAUAUAUUUAACAACUUAAAAUAAGGGAGAAAUACGUUAAUAAGAGUAAUAAGGGAGAACGAGUAAAUCAUCUAAAAUAUGCAGACGCUAUGAUAUCAAUAGGCAAUAGAAUAAACGAAUUACAGGGGAGGAUCUAGAGCAGUGGCGUACCGAUAGAUCAGCGGGCCCUGGUUUGAGUUGGGAUGCGGGUCCACCCGCCCAGUAAAAACUCACAUUGUAUAACACGAGUAUCGAACAUCUAGUAACAACUUAAAAUAAGGGAGAAAUACGUUAAUAGAGUAAUAAGGGAGAACGAGUAAAUCAUCUAAAAUAUGCAGACGCUAUGAUAUCAAUAGGCAAUAGAAUAAACGAAUUACAGGGGAGGAUCUAGAGCAGUGGCGUACCGAUAGAUCAGCGGGCCCUGGUUUGAGUUGGGAUGCGGGUCCACCCGCCCAGUAAAAACUCACAUUGUAUAACACGAGUAUCGAACAUCUAGCCUAUUGUAUUGGGAUUAUUUUUUUUUGACCCACCGUAUAAAACUUGCAUUGAAUAUCUCAGUUUCCGAAUUUCUGCAAGUUUGUAGUUUACCUACCACUUAUUCAUGGAUCGUGCUAAUAUAAAAAAAUACAAGUGUUUGAGUUAGCACGUUAGGCAGGCACCGGAGGUUAUUCUUUAAACAAGGACUUCGGCAAGCAGGUAAAACGAGCAAGGCCUUACAAAAGCGUUCCCUGUGUUUCUUAAAAGUUUUAAUUUCAUAUUUUUUUAUGAAUAGUUAUUCUUCGUUUUUAUUAAUAAGUAGGUACGUACACGUAGGUAGUAAAAUUUAAAUUUAUUAAAGUUACAUUUCGUAGUGUGUACUUGUGUAGUUCAAAAUGUCCCCGUCAAAUAUGAAACAAAAGAAGCAAAAGGCGCUUUAGAGCAGGCCCCUGCGAGGCCCGGGCCCUGGUUCCGCGGAACCAUGCUCAGUACGCCACUGAUCUAGAGAACUCUUAAAAUUAGCUACAGGUGGAUGUUAUUGAUCAAUUUUCUGGAAUGAGCUUUCAAGAAAGAGAAGGCUCUCAGUCUAAUAGUUCCGAAGCUACCGGCUAUUUUGGUUUCAGUCGAAUAAGGCAAUACAAUAAUGGAGAGUACUUAAUUUUCCCGGAGUGGAUCAGGCUACCAAAUACUGUGACCAUUGCAUAUAGCAAGUAUUUCAGUAUCUUAUGAACAAAUGUUAAAUUAGACUUCUAAACUUCGAUGACAGAAGACGUUUACUUAAUAAUGCGUUAUGUGACUUGAAUAUGCCUUAUAGGAAUAAGGUGACACGAAUGAAAGACAUCUCUUCGCUAAAGAUCUUAACACCAAAAGUUAUGUAAUAUAUCAUGUUCGUACUAAAUUCGCUGUGGGAUAGCUUCUCUAGAAAAAAAGAUUAUAUACGCUACUCGUACCAAUUUUAAAUUUGAUCCCUUUAUUGAUUUACCUUCAAAAUAUUUCAUGUAAUUCCUUAAUACUAUCCUUAUAUACUUAUUAUAUAUGUAUCUUCUUCUACGGCACUAGAGCCCAAAUUGAGCUUUGGCCUCCACCUUUGAUUAUUUGUGGCUGCUCUUCUCCAUACACGGACUCCUAAAAUGCUUGUGCGUCGCUGCUUACUGUGUCUUCCCAGCGCUUACUUUGCUUUCCAACCGGUCUUUUUCCCUGCAUUCUAGCAUUCAGUGCUCUUUUUGGUAUCAUAUCCUCUCCCAUUCUUAUCACAUGUCCGACCCAUUGCAAUCUUUGUAUUCUAAUGAAGUCUGACAGGGGUUGAUAAAGCUGUCUCUUUCCCUGCAUUCUAGCAUUCAGUGCUCUUUUUGGUAUCAUAUCCUCUCCCAUUCUUAUCACAUGUCCGGCCCAUUGCAAUCUUUGUAUAUUAAUGAAGUCUGACAGGGGUGUUUUCUCAUAAAGUUGAUAACGCUCGUUGUUGUAUCGAAUUCUGAAGAUUUAUGAUAUAUCUAACGUAUUCCUUUUAAGCCUAGUAAUUCUGCCAACAAGUUUAAUUUUUACUUAAUGUAUAUUUAAUUUUUUGUAAUUCGGUGAUUGAAACGUUUAUGACAACUCUUCAACCAUGUAAUUAUGUAUAUAGCACAUAUUAUGUAGUUGUUUAUAAUAUUUAGUGCAGAUUGUGAAGGAAGGCAAACCAAAUAACUCGUUUUACCAGACGUUUUUAUAGGACAAUGUUUUAUCACGCUGAAAUAAGACAUACCAAAAAUGCUGUUUCUCUUAAAAUAAAAACCCGCACAUCUUUAGUAAAAGAGCAUGAUCUUGAAACGCUCAAAAAUGGACAGAAGAAAUUUGAAUUGAUGAUUUUUUCAAAUCUGAAGAAAAAUCUAUGAAUUUGUGAUGAUCUAGAUUAAUUAGAGCUCCGUAUUUAGAGAACGAAACUUGAAUUGAUGAUUUUUUUUCAAAUCUGAAGAAAAAUAUAUGAAUUUGUGAUGAUCUAGAUUAAUUAGAGCUUCAUAUUUAGUUCAAAUGAACUAUCACAAAUUUGGAAGAAUUUGACGUUGAAAAAUUGAGCCGAUAUUGGUAUACAGCUCUUGUAAUAAUGUUGCAUAUAUCUUUCAUUCUUCUACACUAUUGAACGUAGUUUUUUAACACGUCUGGAUCUUUAUAUAUAUAUUUAUUAAUGCAAAUGUACAGUAUAUGUGAUGUAAAAUAAUAUCUGAAAAUAUCUUUUGCUUUUCAAGUAUUUUAAUAAAUCAUAUAAUUUUAAAUUUAGUAUAAGUAUUUAUUGUAUGGACGUAUAUAAUGCUUGGAUAUGGUUGAAUGAAAGUUUUGUUCCAUU